GACCUUUACAUCCGGAAAGUUUACGAAAAUUUUUAUAUGUAGAGUUGCAUGCAGUAUUGUUUAUGCUCUAUCGUAAUAUUAUCUAUUAUCUUUAAGAACAUGCCCGACUUGAUAUACCAUUCUGAUUCUACAGAAAGAUUCAUUCCAUACGAAAACUGCAAUUACCUACUGAGGCACGUGAGAUCGAUGAUUCAGGGAAAUGAAGAAAAGUCAAUAAAAAUGUGAACAGAAGACACAAGAUAAAGCAAGCUAGAACAAUGCAGGUUCAUAAGCAGCUAACUGAUUGAUUGAUUUGGUGAACGAAAAAAAAAUCCCUUUUAACCAAUAAAUUUAGAAGCGCUAGAACUGCAACCAGACCAUCACCACUUGGAGCAUGUAUUAUAUUUUGCUCUUCCGAACGAUACAAUAAUUAAUAGAAUCCGUUUCUUAUGAUAAUUCAGUGAGAAACGGUAAACAGAGACUUCAGAUACGUUUUGAAGUAAAAACAGACGCAAAGAUGACGGUUCAAAAGGAUCUUGAGAAAAAGAUUCAGAGUUUCACCAUCAAUAUUUACAAAGGAUUCAAGGUGGAAAUAAAUAAGAUAUUUAUACCUGUGAAAAUUGCUUUAUUCUGCUGGUUUGCAGGUGCAUAUACAAUGACAGUUUUCACGCCUGUCCACCUGAAAAGCAAAGGCUUCACAAUUGCUCACUUGUCCGUAUUCACAGCUACAAGUGUUCUGCUACAAUGUUUAAGUAAUGUUGUGUCGGGAAUUAUUGUAGACAAAACAGGUCGUUCAAAACCCGUUCUUUUGACAUAUCUUGUCAUGUUUAUCGCCAUUUCCUUAGCUUUUACACAAAUGCCCAGUGUAAAGGAGUGCAAGUCAAGUAAAAUUCGGUUCCAGUGCCAUAAAGAUGACAAUGAAUCUAGGUUGACUGUUGAAGCACCGUGUACACUCCUGACCGAUAACUAUGGAGAUAUUUCAUGUCUUAUAGAUAACAUAACAAAUUUAAACACGAGCAGUUAUAACGAAGAGUGCAAAUCGUUAAAUCAUAUUUCAUCCACACUGAAUAUCGGAUUGGAAAAGAAACAACCAGCAAAUGAUUCAGAUGUCUGUAAUUACGAUGCAAAUUCACAAAAUCAAACUAUCAAUACUUCUGAAUUAUGUAAAGGAGAAAAUUGCAAAUCAUUCGAAAUGAAUUGCACCAGUAAAGAGUUUAUGAAUUGCAAUUCUAGGAGAGAAUUUUGGAUUAUUAUUUAUGGUAUCAUGAUAAAUUUCCUCUACUUCACUCACACUACCAUAUACAGACUUUUUGAUGUCAUAGUCACAAGCUUAACAUAUGAGUACAAUGCUGAUUUCGGCAGACAGAGGGUCUUUUCAAUUUUAGGAUCUUUAAGUGGCCCACCUUUGACGGGAUUGAUCCUGCAUAAAAGUGGCUUUACCGCAGAUUUCAAGUACUCGUUGGCCUUUGUGAUGUCCAGUGCUUUUACGCUUUUGUCAGCACUUGCACUAAGUAUGGUCAGCGUCAAAGCACACGUCCCUGCCACAAAAAUGUGGAAGCAGUCCUUGGAACUUGUUAAAAAGCUUGAUGUGUUUCUGUUUCUGCUUUUGGUUAUUGUAAUGGGAUCUACAUUUGGAUUUCAGUCAACGUAUUCCAGCUGGUACCUACAAGAUUUAGGGGCUUCAGAUCUUCUGCUAGGUAUCAAUAGAGGUGCAGCUGCGUUGUAUGGACUCCCUUUCCUCUAUUCAUCAAAGUGGUUCAUAAACAAGUUUGGAGAGCGCAACUUGUUCGUUUUAGGACUCCUUGGACAUGCGAUUUAUAACUUCUCGUUUGCAUUGUUAAAGGAACCGUGGUUUGCUUUAGCCGUCCAAUUAACUGUCAUUCUCACCUACCACCUGUUUUGGGUUGCAGUGAUGCAUAACAUUGAGAAGAUUGCCCCGGAAUGUUUGCAAGCGACAGUGAAAAUCUUGGCAGGAACUCUUCACUUCAGCAUUGGCAAAGUUAUUACAACAAUGGUUGGUGGCAUCGUGAUGAGUGCCCUGGGAGGACGAACAGCGUAUACGGUGAUGGGAAGUGUGGUGUCAGUUUAUGGCAUUAUAUAUGGAAUUUAUGUUCUCGUUCUACAUCUCAGACGGAGUCGAAAGUUUACACCAGGAGCCGAAGAACCCAAAGAAGAUGUCCACUGAAGAAAAAUCAACGAUGUUUCUAUUUAAAAAAUGGAAAUUAGAUUUGUCAAUACAAGCUAAAGAUACAAAUUGACUGAGGCAAAUAUAAAAUUAAAAGUUCAAUUUCCUUCAAUUUUUUUUUAAUAUUUUGAACUCAAAUCACUUUUGUUGUUACAACUUUGAAAGAUUCUGAUUUUUAUUUAAAAUUUUCAGUUGCUACAACUUAUAAAUUUUGAUUUUUGUGGAAAUUUGUACCAUUGAGUAAAUAUUCUAUAGUGAUCAAAACGGGUGAAAAUUGAGAGGGAAUAUUCAAUCAAAUAUAAGAUGAGGGAAAAAUAAUUUUCUACCGAAAGAAAUUAAGUUGUACUUUGCUUGUUGUCCUAGCUGCUAUCGAGUUUUAUAAUUCUAAAGGAUCCUACCCCACUAUCAAAUUAUUGAAACUGGUGAACAAAGCCUCUUUUAAGUAAUUCGAUUUCUGAGAAUACAGAGGGUACUCAAAAGUGUUUCAGCAAUUCUCAGGGUAAUCAAGCUUAGACAAAUAAUUGAAUUUUAUACAGAAACGUAAGCUAUAUGAUGUUACAUAAAACACGGCUGUUUCAGUAGAAAAUAUUAAUUGAAGGAAGGUUUUAAAAGGACUUCAUUUUACAGCGAAUAUCAGCUAUUACAUAAAUCUUUAUAAUUAUCCUGCAAGAAUAUUCUAGGCUCUUCCGCCGAACUUUGCUGGUAGUAAAAAUAGGCUGAAAAAUGUAAUAUUAUAUUGUCCCAAACUCUGAUGUAAAAGUUACCAUGUGCAUCAAAUAUUACACAAGACCAAUGACAAGGGCUUGCUAUUUGUAAGUUUUCGACUCCAACAAAGUUCCAUUUGUGAACAAUGACCACAUCUGCUUUUUAAACUGUGGCUUCGUCCGUGAAAAUCUGUAAAGCUGGAAUAUCAGUUCAUUGUUACUUCUUCAAUAAUGACCAUAUUUCCCACUCCCAUAUAGUGCCAGUUGUGCAUAAUUACAGCGUCGUCUUAUUAAAAUGUGGCUUCGUCUGUGAAAUUUUGCAUCUUCACAGUGCCUUCAUUUCCAACUCCAGCAAAAUGCCAGUUUUGAACAAUAAUUCUAUCGCUUUUUUAAACUGUGACUUUGUUUGCGAAAUUUUGAAACGCUGGAAAAUUAAUUGAUCGUUGUAUCUUCACAGUGCUCUUACUUCUGACUCCUAUAAGUUUCACGUAAUGAUUGCAUCAUCCUUUAAAAGUGCUGCGUUGUCUGUUAAAAUGUGUGAAGCAGAAAAAUCAGUUCGUUGUUGCAUCUUCAUAGUGAUCUUAUUUCCCACUACCAUAAAAUUACAGUUACGCACAAAGAUCGAACUGUCUUUUUAAACUGUGGCUUCGUCCGAAAAUAUCUAUGAAGCUAAAAAAUCAUUUCAUUGUUGCAUAUCCGCAGUGACAUUAUUUCCGACUUAUAAAAUACCAGUUGCGCACAAUGACCGCGACGUCCUUUUAAUCUAUGGCUUCGUCCAUGAAAAUCUAUAAAGCUGGAAAAUAUGCUCCUUGUUACAUCUUCACAUUGGCCUUAUUUCUGACUCUUAUAAAAUGUCAGUUGCGCACAAUGACCACAUCGUCUUUUUAAUUCAUGGCUCUUCUUCCAUAAAAAUCUGUAAAGCUGGAAAAUCUGCUCAUUGUUACAUCCUCACAGUGACCUUAUUUCCGAUUCCCAUAAGUAGAGUAUAAUGACUAUAUCGUCUUUUUAAAAUUGCACUUGAAAAUUUGUGAAGCAAUUCAUUGUUGCAUUUUCACAGUAUAUAUUUAUUAUUGUCAUCUUUUAAUUUCUGACAUUAAGUU
This is a messenger RNA of Argiope bruennichi, 3968 nucleotides long. RefSeq names its product maltose permease-like. The transcript has 7 exons. Gene Ontology annotation, cellular component: membrane. Bases 497 to 2164 code for a protein of 555 amino acids. The record is from RefSeq and is a predicted model, not a curated record. NCBI's taxonomy places the organism in Eukaryota, Metazoa, Arthropoda, Arachnida, Araneae, Araneidae.